Rotaria sp. Silwood1 is the source of this 879-nucleotide messenger RNA. NCBI's taxonomy places the organism in Eukaryota, Metazoa, Rotifera, Eurotatoria, Philodinida, Philodinidae. The record is from the annotation of a GenBank genome assembly.
AUGAGUACAGAAAACUUUCGUUUUUACAUCAAAACCCGUACUGCACUUAAUAUUCAAGCAAGAAUUAUUCAUGAUGAAUUGUAUUCUGUUUAUGGUGAUCAAGCUCCUUCUCUUAGAACAGUGGAAAGAUGGUCCAAGUUAUUUCGUGAUGGUCGAGAAGAACUUGAAGAUACAGCACGACCUGGUAGACCUAUCACUGAAACAACAUCUGAAAACAUCGAACAGAUUCGUCAGCUUAUCGAUGAUGAUCCUUAUCUUACAAUAGAAGAGUUACAAGAGCAAACUGAUUUAAGUUACGGUACAAUUCAUCGAAUCAUCACCAAUCAUUUAAACCUUAGGAAAAUUACCGCACGUUAUAUACCGAAAGAUCUUACUGAUUUUCAACGGGCUGAACGAGUUCGAAUAUGUAAAGAAAACUUAUCAAAAUUUCAACAAGGAACAUGGCGAUUAUGUGACAUAAUUACUGGUGACGAAUCGUGGUUUUAUCAUAAACAGAUUGGUCGAAAGUCGUCAAAUGCAGCGUGGGUGAGAAGAGGAGAUCCUCCACCUACUGUAGUUCGUCAAAGUAAGUAUGCUCCAAGGACCUUAUUAGCCAUCUUUUUCAAGUCGAACGGUCCUCUGCUUAUUCAUCGUUUGGAACGAGGACAGACUAUGGACCAUUGUUAUUAUAUUGAUAAUUGUUUACGUCCUCUUAUCGAUGAAAUUAAACGUCAAAGACCUUCAUGUGGAACCCAUGACAUUAAAAUUCAUCAUGACAAUGGAAAACCACAUGUUCAUAGGGAUGUGUGUACUUAUCUUGAAUCAAAAGGUUUUACAAUUAUGCCACAUCCACCUAAUUCUCCGGACCUAUCUCCUUGCGUUUUUGGUUAUUUGACUUAA